GAGGUGUGCAAAGAAAAGCAUCGAAGUUUUCCCCACCUCUAGCAGCUAGCAAAAGCAAAAUAAAACGCAAAGGUAGAAGCAGCGACGAGACAGCAGGAGUGCGGGAGAACGAUAGCAGUAGCAGCAAACAGCAACAACACAAGACAACAACAAAGACGCAAAGCAUGAGCUGAGGAGUGAGGGGUGCAAAAUCCAACUGCAGACAAUAAAAAAAAAUAAUAAAAACACAAACACAUACACGCACAAGCACACACCAAAUUCAACAACAGAAUUCAAAUUGGAAUUCACAUUCGACAUUGUUUAUCUCUGGAGCAAGGAUCUAGGACAAAGAAGCAAUCACGGCGUCGCAAUUGCAGCAUUUCUUUUACACUACCAACAACAACAACAUUCAAAACACAAGCAGUAGCAGCAACAAUAAGAGCAACAACAACAACAUCAACAACAUGAGCACAGUGUUUAUAAACUCACGCAAAAGCCCAAAUGUCCUGAAAAAACAAGGCACCGACCAGUGGGUCAAAUUAAAUGUGGGUGGCACCUAUUUUCUGACCACCAAAACAACACUGUCCCGUGACCCAAAUUCAUUUCUAUCCCGUCUCAUACAAGAGGAUUGUGAUUUAAUAUCAGAUCGGGAUGAGACUGGCGCCUAUCUAAUUGACAGAGAUCCUAAAUAUUUUGCUCCUGUGCUCAAUUAUCUAAGACAUGGCAAACUUGUGCUCGAUGGCGUCUCCGAAGAGGGUGUCCUUGAAGAGGCUGAAUUCUAUAAUGUUACACAGCUGAUAGCUCUGCUUAAAGAGUGCAUCAGUCACAGGGAUCAGCGUCCUCAUGCCGAUAAGAAGCGAGUUUAUCGUGUUUUACAAUGCCGUGAACAGGAACUGACUCAGAUGAUCUCAACACUGUCCGAUGGCUGGCGUUUUGAGCAGUUAAUCACUGUUGGCAUGCAGUACUCCAAUUAUGGACCAUUUGAAAAUAAUGAGUUCCUUUGCGUGGUAUCUAAAGAAUGCGGAUCGACAGCUGGUCGUGAAUUGGAGCUAAAUGAUCGGGCCAAAGUCCUGCAGCAGAAGGGAUCGCGAAUUCUGGGAAUAUAAACAUUUGCAUCUAUAUCCUUAUCCUUCUAUCCUCACCCCUUCCUCUUCAUUCUACAUGCUACAACAAUUACAACAACAUCAUCCAUACACAACAACAACAACAACAUAAAAUCGGACAUGAAACUCUAUAAUCAAAGUAUAUAACAGUCAGUCAGUCAAUCAAUCAAUUAAUUGAAUUUCAAAUUUUAUAUAAAUUAUUGCAAAAAAAGAAAAACAAAA
Molecule: messenger RNA, 1304 nt
Organism: Drosophila willistoni
Lineage: Eukaryota; Metazoa; Arthropoda; Insecta; Diptera; Drosophilidae
Gene: inc
Product: BTB/POZ domain-containing protein KCTD5
Exons: 6
Coding region: 444-1085 (213 amino acids)
Biological process (GO): proteasome-mediated ubiquitin-dependent protein catabolic process; protein homooligomerization
Cellular component (GO): Cul3-RING ubiquitin ligase complex; cytoplasm
Molecular function (GO): cullin family protein binding
Source: RefSeq, a predicted model, not a curated record